Molecule: messenger RNA, 180 nt
Organism: Miscanthus lutarioriparius
Lineage: Eukaryota; Viridiplantae; Streptophyta; Magnoliopsida; Poales; Poaceae
Source: the annotation of a GenBank genome assembly
AUGGCACUUCUCAACAAGGAUGCCAAGGCUCUAUGCUUUGCAACCCUUAUUGUCAUGGCUAUGGUAGUAUGUGCUGAUUUUUUUCUCCAUGCUACGACAUAUUAUUGUGGGGGCAUAACAGAUGCUCUAGGGUACAAGAACCCCAACCCACACUGCCUUUAUACACAAGAUUGGCCAUAA